AUGAACGAAUCUAUUUGUGAGUGGUUGGAGCAUCACCCAUCCAUCUUGGACAUGAAUGAUUUACGAUCGACGUACAUCGCCAAUUGUAUUUUCAACAAUUUAUCAACCCAUACCGCCAUCAUGUUGAACAUUUUGACAAUGUACGCGGUGCGAAAAACGUUGUCGCUACCCAAGACGUUGAGAACAUUGCUGCUGAGUCUUGCUGUUUCCGACAUUGGUGUCGGUUUCAUUGUUCAACCAUUUUACACGUCAUUCUUUGUCAAGUGGUUACAACUGAACGAACCAAAAUGCAGCACACACAAAGCUUUAGUGGCAAUUACUCUUUUAUUUUCUCAAGCUUCUUUCCUAAGUGUUGUCGCUGUGAGUGUAGACAGGUUCUUAGCUGUUCAUCUGCAUCUCAGAUACCAGGAACUUGUGACUCAUAAACGUGUUGUUGUUGUGGUGAUCGCAACAUGGGUGUUAAGUGCAUCUAAUUCUUUAUUUACCUUUCUGAACCUGCAAGAAGUUUACCAUUUAAUCUUUUCGAUUAUGGUGGUUACAGGCCUUAUUGUUACAACUAUUGUUUACACCAGGAUUUAUUUCAUUGCACGGCGGCACAAGAAUCAGAUUCAGUCCUUACAAAUACAACAAGGGGAACAAACUUCUGAAAUGGCUCGUUUUGCAAAACUAGUUCAUUCAGCUGUCAGUGUUUUCUACGUAUACGUCUUGUUACUAGCUUGUUAUUCGCCCCUCUUAAUCUGCAUAAGGAUUGAAAGUUCAAGUGUCACCACAAAGAGAUUUUGGGUAGUAUCGUCGACGUUACUGCUUCUUAACUCAUCUCUGAACCCUUUAAUUUACUGCUGGAGGAUGAGAAACAUGAGGCACUCAGUCAUAAAUGUACUGCGGAACAUGACUCGGAACCGAAAUCGAAUUUCACAGUCAUAAUUGAUGUGACUUAGCUUUGUCAAGAAUCCUUACAUCCCAUGUCACCGAUUUUAAUAAUUGCUCACUUUUACUCCUCGAGUAAAAGAAACCUACGAGUUGCCAUGAGUUGACGCUACUAAGACAUCCCUUACUUAGAGGAUGACCUUUGUACGUGAAAGUGAUAGAGGCUCAUAAAUAGUCUACAUCUAUGUCGUUUUUUGGCCAAACUGUGAUUGCCCCAACUGAGAGGUAGGGUGGUCACACAGUCAGGUGCGAACAACGUUUCAGACAUCGAAGACACAAAUAAAUGAGCUGAAUGCAUAUAUUUGAGUAAUACAAUGAAAAAUAAGACUGAGGCAACUCUUCUCAAUUACUGAGCACGUUACGACAUUUUCAGCGCGAGUAGGUAGAAGACGCAAUAAUGUAUGCUAUGUUAUUUAUUUUUUCAAAGGAGGGGUAAUAUUUGAUUGCUUCACCAUUGUACUUUGCUCCACUCUGUGUUUGGUCUGUCACCCGCUAUACCCUUUUGCAAUCGGAUACAAAACUUAAUCAAUCGCGACUUGGUCACUCUUGCCGCGCAGGCAGUUUGGUUUUACUUACAGUUCUUUUGGGCUCGUUAUGAUAUUUCCUUUCGGUAUGGUUGGCCAUUGUGAUGUCUUGCAUUUACGACACUUCAUUGGUCACUCUUGCCGCGCAGGCAGUUUGGUUUUACUUACAGUUCUUUUGGGUUCGUUAGGAUAUUUUCUUUCGUUAUGGUUGGCCAUUGUGAUGUCUUGCAUUUACAACACUUCAUUAAGCACUCUAAAUAAAACAUAGCUCUUUUGAAAUUGUGGGGAAAAAAGAGCGCAAGUAAACACCAUAGUCAAGGAUUAAAAGGUUUUAGUUUGUAUGAAUUGACAUACAAGCCAUUAAUCUUAAUCUCCUGGUCUGUUUUACGCAGAAGUUGUACAAAGGGCUAUUUUUAGCGGUCCUGUUUCCGAAGAUUUUAGAUUGUUUGUAAAUACAAUGUAAACAGACUAAAGGAAGAAUUAGUAUCCUUUCAAAGAGCAGUAAAGAAGCAAGCUAAUUAAGGUUUAUUUGUCAAUAUGGUUACACCUAUGGGUAAUUGGUAUCAGCUCUUAAAGAGCUUAUAAUUUGUCGCUCGUUGUAGUUAAAUUUAUGAUCUUUGUAAUGGGAAUUCCCUUUCUCCCCCCCCCCCCCUUCCUCUCGCGAAAAAGCAGGCAUCUCAGAGUUUCUUAGUAAGCUUUUAGAGACCGGUGAAAAUUUACAGCUUAACCAGUGAGGCUAAUUAUUAUCACUGGUAGAGUAAUUUGACUUGCGUUUUGAUUGAGUGAUAAGGAUCCAACGGAAAGUUAACGAAUAAGCGAGUUGCCUUCAAGUGGGAGGUUUUUUUGUUUAGUUAAAUUUUUUUUGUAAAUGGACCCCGUUUCAGAAAACUGAGCUUGUUGUUCCAGUUUAUGUGUAAAGAGCUUUACUAGUGCUUAAAUAAAUUUCCUCGUCAUAUCAAGCUCAUUAAGGUGUAGCAGAUGUGGGGCAGGCAAGUUUCUCCAAGGACUUAAUUUAGGAGAUCAAAGAAACCAGAAGUUGGUUUUCGUUUGCAACAAUUAACCGAGAUACAUCAUUAGGAAAGGAGUGCGACUUUAUUUAAACUUAGAGAAAACAAAAUAACUAACAUCAGAAUUAAUGGCAUACAAUGACGUUAUUGCUGAUAAUAAAAGCGUAUUUGUUUACCUAAGUUGACAGGAAUGGAUUUUCAGUGAAGUAUCGUCAAACUUCUUAAGAGGCUUUCUUUCUAUAAAUUAUGAUUGUAUUGCUUUAAAAAAAAUGUAAAACCGUUUUUUUCAAAGUUGUUUUUCUAGACAAAUCCCCAUUCCCUUUUCUAUCCGAAAAAUAAAACAUCAUUAAACCUUUUAUUACUGAGAUGUUUACCCAGGAGAGCAGAAAACAUAAUUGGUCUGCAUCCUGAACUGCACAUAAAAGGAGAAAAAAUUCAUUUACGAGUCCAGCGAAGUAACGUCAAGAUCUUUUUAAGCUAGUUUGUUUCUUGUUAGUUCGUAGACCACCAUGGCAACUUAAACAAGGAACGAACGUCAUGCGAUGACGCUCUUCUCUUCCCCUUGUCUUGGUCUCUGUCUCCACGGUGAAGCGAAGGGAAGGCUACGUGUGAUUCAGAUACUGCAGGAAGCUAUCGAAGUUCUCGCGAUCGAAGAUGGUGAAGGUGUCGUUCGGGGCGUAGUGUUUCCGAUUCCAAGGCUUGUUAGGAACGAUAAAGUAAUUACCUCCUCUUCGUAUUCAAAACACUCCAUAUAGAGGUUAGCAUUAACAGUUUAUAAAAUGACUAAUUUUUUUUAAAGGGCACGGUAACGAAUCUUGCAAUCUGAUUGGUUCCUUACCCGGUCAGUAUUUUCCUAUCUCUGCCCACGGGCCACGGUAACGCUUUCGUGAGUCGCCGAGUACAUCCCAACUUUCGUUGCCAUUUUUCAUAAAAUAUCUCGUUUUUCCGGCUGGGCAGUAUUUUCAAGCAAAUACGUCGGUCACUACCUCAAGCCGAUAAAUAACUUAUGAAUCCUCUGUUUUCUCUCUCUCAAAUCACUUUGGUUGAUAGAAAAAAUAUUGGUUUCAAAAUGAAUUUGUAUUAGGAAUAGUGUAAUUACGUUGGUUGACAAGCGGCCUAAAAACCGUCUGCAAUUAAUUUUAAUCGUUCACAAAAGGUACAUAGAAGGUUAAAACGUGAAGUAUUUGGUUACAGUUAAACUGAACGAUGUAACUUUCAUUCAUUUAAUAUCUGAAUUUUCUCAAACAAUUUGCUCGUAGUGAAAGAGCGAGCGAAGUUUUAAUUUAAGUUCUACAACAAAUAUACGCUCUCGGUGAGUCUUUCCAAGUCCAUUCAAUUUGGACAUUUGUACCGUAAAUUGCACAACAGAAACUGAAGGAAUUUAAUGAGAAAAGGCCGCAUUAAAUCCCCAUGUGUUUCGUUGGAGUGUUCCAUUCGAAUUAAAUUUUUGUGGAGGAGAGACCAGAUUAACACACGCCAUUGCAGCAAACAAACGAACAAACUCUCACAACUUUAAAAUAAAAAAUUUGAAUUUACUCACAGUUACUUUCCUGAUGAGAGUGAAUAAUACUUUCCGUUAGAUCAUUGACUGUUUUUGAAGAAAACAUUGUCGUGACAGUCCUUGCCAAACUAGUUCCGUUGUUUUUCAAAUGUUCUUGCGCUUUUUUUUUCUUACGCGCUCCCUAAUUGAUAACUGUGUUUCGAAGUUUGUUUGGAAGCCUUUUAAAUCAUCUUUAUCGUUACGGUAAUGAAAAUGUUUCGGUGAGGCAUCUCUCUUUAAUUUGCAUCACCUUUAUUUUAACUACCAUUUAUUUUAGCUCAGCUCUAAAUCAUUCGGGUUCUUUCGGAAAGAAUUUCGUCAAGUUUUAAAAAAAUAAAUAUUAUUAUUUAUAGUGUCGGUCCGUAUGGUGAAAAACUGUGACCUCGGUCUUGAAAUGUAUUUUCAAGACCUCGGUCACAGUUUUUCACCAUACGGACCUCCCAGCCGGCAAAUAUAAUAUGUAUAUCGUGAGAAAAUCUAUUUUACUUCCUAUAUAAUAAAAGUGUAAUUUGGAGUUACUAGCGGUUUAUUUUGAUAUUUCCUUCUUUCCUGGUUGGCUGCUCACGCUUGGUUUGGUUUGAAGUUACAAUGUAUUUUCGACACCAAAUCGAAAAGAGCUGGGCGCUUUAAAUUAAACUUAGCAAGUUUGAAAAAAAAGGGAAAACUUAACCACACAUAUGAGUCAUGGAUUUAAAUAUUUUCUUUAAUUUUAGAUGAUAGUUGUUGAUUUUCCUGUUUGCUUCAGGGAAACUUUUUUUCGUCGACAUCUUAUUUAACUGGCUUUUAGAAAGCUACACUUGUCAUUAUUUAUCUAAGGAAUUGUAGCAAAGUUAUUUCUGACCGAACUGUUUGACGGAUUUCAGCCACAUUUAAAUUUGUCAAAUUCCUUCUUUUUCAUUUUUGUUACACCUCGGCGUGUAAAACACAAAAUUCGCAGAUGAUACCGCCCUUUACUAAACCGUUUAAAAUGUCUUGAGAGUUUUUGUUUCAGAUAAUGGAAAUAAUAUUUGGCUAGUUUUUCAUUAGUAGUUAUUGCUGUUAAUGCAUGUACUUAAAACAAAAUGACCCUUAAAAAUGGUCCCUGGAUUAAAGUUUCAAGUGGAUCAGCUUAGUUUUUGUUCCGUAUUUGGUCCAUGGUUUUGAUUUGGUCUUAGAAUUUAGUUUGGUUGAAACUCUCAAACAAAUAUCUAUUUUUACCAGAAAUUACCAGGCUUCAUGUUCUUUGCGAACACCUGUCUCACAGUUCCAAUCCGUCGACAACGAGGAAAAUACAUGUUCAUCGACAGUAAAUGUCACGAUGUUUCUUAAUUUCUUGCUGAAAUAGAACGUUGUUUAAAUGCGAUUUUGAGAAGUAGCGCGCUAAAUAGUACAGAAAGCAAGAGGUGAUAGACAGAUGUAACGAGAAGAACAUGGUUUACGGCCCAAAAACCAUCAUGAAUGAAUCUAUUUGUAAGGGGUUUAGGUUGUUGAUUUUCCCUUUGGUUCCGGGAAUCUUUUUUUUCGUCAACAUCUUAUUUGCCGGGCUUUUAGAAAGCUACACUUGUCAUCAUUUAUGUUAGGAAUUGUAGAAAAAGUUAUUUCUGACCGAACUGUUCAACGGAUUUCAGCCACAUUUAAGUAUGUCCAACUCCUUCUUUUUCAUUGUUGUUACAACUAGGCGGGCAAACCACAAAAUUCGCAGAUGCUACCGACCUUUACUAAACCGUUUCAAAUGUCUUGAGAGUUUUUGUUUCAGAUAAUGCAAAUAAUGUUUGGCUAGUUUUUCAUUAGUAGUUAUUGCUGUUAAUGCAUGUACUUAAAACAAAAUGACCCUUAAAAAUGGUCCCUGGAUUAAAGUUUCAAGUGGAUCAGCUUAGUUUUUGUUCCGUAUUUGGUUCAUGGUUUUGAUUUGGUCUUAGAAUUUAGUUUGGUUGAAACUUCCAAAUAAAUAUCUAUUUUUACCAGAAAUUACCAGGCUUCAUGUUCUUUGCGAACACCUGUCUCACAGUUCCAAUCCGUCGGCAACGAGGAAAAUACAUGUUCAUCGACAGUAAAUGUCACGAUAGUUUCUUAAUUUCUUGCUUAAAUUAAAUAGAACGUUGUUUAAAUGUGAUUUUGAGAAGUACCGCGCAGACAGAAAGCAAGAGGUGAUAGAUGUAACAAGAAGAACAUGGUUUACGGCCCAAAAACCAUCAUGAACGAAACUAUUUGUGAGGGGUUUAGGUAUAGCCUCUCCAUCUUAGACAUGAAUGAUUUACGAUCGACGUUCAUCGCCAAUUGUAUAUUCAACAAUUUCUUAACCUACAGCGCCAUCAUGUUGAACAUUUUGACAAUCUACGCGGUGCGAAAAACGUCCUCGCUACCCAGAACAUUGAGAACAUUGCUGCUGAGUCUUGCUGUUUCUGACAUUGGUGUUGGUUUCAUUGUUCAACCAUUUUACACGUCAUUCCUUGUCAAGUGGUUACAACUGAACGAUCCAAAAUGCAGCACAUACAAGGCCUUCCUGGUAAUUGGUCUCACAUUUUCUCAAGCUUCGUUCCUGAGUGUUGUCGCUGUGAGUGUAGACAGGUUCUUAGCUGUUCAUCUGCAUCUCAGAUACCAGGAACUUGUAACUCAUAAGCGUGUUGUUGUUGUGGUGAUCGCAACAUGGAUGUUAAGUGCAUCCAAUUCUUUAUUAACCUUUUUGAAUCUGCAAGACGUUUGCCUGUUAACCUUUUUGAUUAUGGGGUGUGCAGGGGUUAUUCUUACAACUAUUGUUUACACCAGGAUUUACUUAAUUGUCAAACGGCACAGGUAUCAGAUUCAGUCCUUACAAAUUAAUCAAGUGGAACAAACUUCUGAAAUGGCUCGUUUUACAAAACUAGUUCAUUCAGCUGUCAGUUUCUUCUACGUAUAUAUCUUGUUACUAGCUUGUUAUUUGCCCAUCUUAAUCUGCAUGAGGAUUAAAACUCCAAGUGUCGCCAGAAAGAGAUUUUUGGUAGUAUCGGUGACGUUUCUGUUUCUCAACUCGUCCCUGAACCCUAUAAUUUACUGCUGGAGGAUGAGAAACAUGAGGCACUCAAUCAUAAACUUACUAAGAAACAUGUCUCGGAAUCGAAAUCGCAUUUUACAUUCAUCAUUGGUGUGA
This is a messenger RNA of Pocillopora meandrina, 7104 nucleotides long. NCBI's taxonomy places the organism in Eukaryota, Metazoa, Cnidaria, Anthozoa, Scleractinia, Pocilloporidae. The record is from the annotation of a GenBank genome assembly.